UCAACUUUGCUUUCACUCAUGGACAUAAAUACCAUAAUCGGCGGUUGAUAAUGAACUAGUUAUUGUAUUCUCAACGUACCAUCAAUUUUAGUCUGACACUCGUGAUUAUUGGUAGUUGUCAUGUUUUUGGAAGUUAGAACGAAUAAAGGACAUGCGCAUUGAUAAUAAACGUGGCUACAGAGAGAGCAACAGAAAGCUUAAGAAAGAAAUAUUAUUAAAUAGUUAUCGUUAACUACAAACUGGGCGGUCAGUUUAUAAUCAAGUGAGGAUCUAAGAAAUUAAUUCGGAUGAUUUAUUUGGAGAAAAAAUAGAACAAGAUCCAGUGAUCGGAGAGUUAUUUAAAAGAAUUGUAUUACUAUCGGAAAAGAUUUUAGAUAGUUUUAAAUAUGUUCAUUUGCCACAAAGGACAAUAUUAAAUCAAUCCAAUUGUGAUUAAAAGUAUGUAUUGAGAUUUUUAUUUAUUAAAUGGAUUUAAUUUCUUUUAAAUGACGAGCAGUGUUUUGAUAUGGAAAUAUGUCAUAUAAGUAAAAUUGACAAUUAAUAAUCACAAUAUUUCUGAGGGAAUAUUCAAUACAGAGAGUUCAUGCGAAAAAAUGCAAUUAUCGAAGCAAAUAUUGAAUUUUAAAGUGGAAAAGAAAACAAACCGUCGGUAUUUAUAAAGUGUGUACAUAAAAUUAAAGCGUUGUUUACAUGGAAUAAAGUGGUAAAGAGUGUCAGUGUGUUCCAAAUCGAUCUGGAUAUUUGUUGGACUUCUAACUAGCAAAGAUUAUGUCAGUUAGAUAUGGGUUAUUCUCUUCAGGACUUACAAAUGAUUCGGGACUAUGAUAACAAAUUUUUCUAUAUUGGACCUAUCUUCGGAUAGUCCGAAUUAUACAAUUUUUGAUACUUUAAACGGUACAAAUGGCUCGAACAAUACUAACGAAGAGGAAACUGGAAGCGGCUAUCAACUGGCUGAAAAAAUUAUUAUUGGGACCAUAUUAUCUCUGUUCAUUAUCUUAGCGAUAGUCGGAAACAUUUUAGUCUGUGUUGCUGUUUUUACGGACAGACGUUUAAAGCAUCUAAAUAAUUUAUUACUGGUAUCGUUAGCUAUAGCAGAUUUACUAGUAGCUAUCCUGGUGAUGACUUUUGCUGUUAUCAAUGACAUUCUUGAUAAGUGGAUAUUCGGAGCCACAUUUUGUGAUAUUUGGAUAUCUGGCGAUAUCAUGUGUUCCACAGCAUCCAUAUUAAAUCUCUGUGUCAUAAGUCUCGAUAGAUACAUACACAUUAGGGAUCCAUUCCGAUAUGAGAAUUGGAUGAACUGGAAAAAGAUUGCCGCCAUGAUAAGUGCGGUUUGGAUUAUGUCUUGUGCGAUCUCGUUCAUCCCGAUACAUUUAGAGUGGCAUAAGAACGCAGAGGAUAGAGGGAAACCAUUGGAGGAAAAUGUGUGUGCCAUGGAGUUAAAUCCAGUGUAUUCAGUUGUUUCGUCCACAAUCAGCUUUUAUAUUCCUUGUAUUGUAAUGUUAGCUAUUUAUAUACAGUUAUAUUGCUACGCACGUCGACAUAUUAAAAGUAUAAAGAAAACGCAAACACCACAGUUUGGUGGUGGCAAAAAUAGUUCUAGCCAAGAUCACAAAGCAGCAGUGACUUUGGGAAUAAUUGUAGGCGUAUUUUUAUUCUGUUGGUUGCCUUUUUUCAUUAUCAACCUCAUAGCUGCAUUUUGUAAAUGUGUUCCUUUAAUUCUAUUCAAAAUAUUAACAUGGCUUGGAUACGUAAAUUCGUGCUUAAAUCCUAUUAUUUACAGUAUCUUUAAUCAGGAAUUCCGAGACGCCUUUAGACGAAUUUUAUUCCCAAAGUCUUGUGUCUCCGUAGAACAUAGAAAUGGUUACGCCUAUCGUAGUCCUAACAAUUCCUAUGCUAAACCUGAAUAUACGAUGAGAACCGUGGAAAACGGUUCACAAACAAAAGAAUUAUUGGAAAAGGACAAGGUAACUGCUUUGUGAAACUACUUGUGAUAAAUGUAAAUAUACCUAUUUAAUGAUAAUCAUUAUUUAUAAUCAAGAUAUUUUAUUUAUAUAAAAAUGUAUUUCAGCCAA
Molecule: messenger RNA, 2072 nt
Organism: Mytilus californianus (California mussel)
Lineage: Eukaryota; Metazoa; Mollusca; Bivalvia; Mytilida; Mytilidae
Product: dopamine receptor 1-like
Exons: 3
Coding region: 822-1979 (385 amino acids)
Biological process (GO): adenylate cyclase-activating adrenergic receptor signaling pathway
Cellular component (GO): membrane
Molecular function (GO): G protein-coupled receptor activity
Source: RefSeq, a predicted model, not a curated record